GAAACACGUGGUCCUAAAUAUAAGUUGAAGAUGAAGACUGAAUUUUGAAAUAAAAUUAAUUUAUAAACCACAUAUCAACCUAAAAGUUACACACUGAAGUAAAUUGGAAACCUAAUAGGAAGUACCGCAUAUCAUGUCAGGCGACAAGAUUUGCAAUUACGACCACAAAAAUGAAGAGGAGGAUUUGGCUUGUGCGAUGGAAUCAGUUGGUAUCAGUAAAAGAAAGGGUAGAGGACAAGUAACUUCGGGAUUGACACACGAAUGUGGGGUUUUUGGAGCGAUAGGAUGCGGCGAAUGGCCUACCACUUUGGAAAUCUCUCAGAUUAUUUGCUGGGGUCUAGUUGCUCUGCAACACAGAGGUCAGGAAUCUGCCGGUAUUGUAACAAGCGAAGGAAAAUGCUCCAAAUCUUUCAAUGUCGUAAAGGGCAUGGGAAUGAUUAGCAAUAUAUUUAACGAUGAAGCUAUUCGAAAAUUAAAAGGCAGCAUAGGCAUCGGACACACUAGAUACUCCACUAGCGCUGCCUCUGAGGAAGUCAACUGUCAACCUUUUGUUGUACACACCGCUCAUGGGGCGUUGGCCGUGGCACACAAUGGGGAAUUGGUGAAUUGUGACAGUUUAAGGCGACAGGUGUUACAACAUGGAGUGGGGCUUUCUACGCAUUCAGAUAGUGAACUUAUUACACAAGCUUUAUGUUUAAAUCCGCCAGAUGGUGAAAUCAAUGGUGAACCAGAUUGGCCCGCAAGAAUUAAGCAUUUCAUGCAGCUAGCACCAUUGAGCUACUCGUUAGUGAUUAUGUUAAAAAAUAAAAUAUAUGCCAUUAGGGAUCCGUAUGGAAACAGACCUCUGUGUUUAGGAAAAAUCCUGCCGUUUAAUGAACCUCUGUCUGGCGACUGCGACGAAAGUAGGGAGGCUGAGGGCUGGGUAGUAUCGUCUGAAUCGUGCGGUUUUCUAUCUAUCGGCGCCCAAUAUGUCCGAGAAGUAUUCCCUGGAGAAAUUAUAGAGAUGACACGUCACGGUAUCCGCACAAUUGAUAUUGUUUUGAGGCCUGACCAUAAGUUACAAGCUUUCUGUAUAUUUGAGUAUGUUUAUUUCGCUAGAACCGACAGUAUUUUCGAGGGACAGAUGGUGUAUGCUGUAAGAAUGCAGUGUGGAAGGCAGUUGGCUAUAGAACACCCCGUCGAAGCUGAUAUAGUCAGUUCCGUGCCGGAGUCUGGAAAUGCUGCAGCACAUGGUUUCUCUAGACAGAGCGGAAUAUCUUUUGCAGAAGUGUUAUGCAAAAAUCGAUAUGUUGGCAGAUCUUUUAUUCAACCAAGCAAUCGUCUAAGACAACUUAGUGUGGCGAAAAAAUUUGGUGCUUUGGCAGGCAACGUUAAAGGCAAAAGGGUAAUACUAAUAGAUGAUUCCAUAGUGAGAGGUAAUACCAUCGGUCCAAUCAUAAAACUGUUGCGAAAUGCUGGCGCUACGGAGGUUCAUAUAAGGGUGGCCAGCCCUCCGCUGCUUUAUCCUUGUUAUAUGGGGAUCAAUAUCCCUACGAGGGAGGAACUUAUUGCAAAUAAGUUGAAUGCGAAGGAGCUGGCAAAACACGUUGGAGCAAACAGUUUGGAGUAUCUCAGCCUUGAAGGCCUAAUAAAAGCUGUAAGGUCGGACUUGAAAUCGAAGAGCUCACACAAAAUUGGCCACUGCACUGCCUGUCUUUCGGGUAUUUACCCGGGAGGCAUACCGAAUAAGGAUACGGAUUUAGAUUGGUAGGUUCCUUUAAGUUAUGUAAAGUUAAGGCUACAAAAAUAUAUUUAUUGAUAAAAUGUGAUAGAAACAUAUAUUGUACAAAGCAGAUAUUAUGUUUAAGGAUCUAUUUUUUUUAUACACGAAUAAAAAAAAAACACUUUUUAAUACUCGUUAAUAAGAGGUUUAUAUUUGUCCAAUGUAAAAUUUAUUUUGUUAAGGUUGUAUUUUUUAAAUAAACUGAAAAACCAUAAAA
Messenger RNA from Anoplophora glabripennis (Asian longhorned beetle), 1979 nucleotides. RefSeq names its product amidophosphoribosyltransferase. The record is from RefSeq and is a predicted model, not a curated record. Gene Ontology annotation, molecular function: amidophosphoribosyltransferase activity. The transcript is spliced from 8 exons. Bases 134 to 1750 code for a protein of 538 amino acids. Lineage: Eukaryota; Metazoa; Arthropoda; Insecta; Coleoptera; Cerambycidae. Gene Ontology annotation, biological process: purine nucleobase biosynthetic process; purine nucleotide biosynthetic process.